AUGUCAAAACGCUCUCACAUCCAGAACCCCAAAGAUGCCAAAGACAAUCUCAAAAGACUAGCCGAUGACCGUUGGCGAAAGUGGCAAUCCGUCUCCAUAUCCUUCUUUGGAUUUCCUACGCCCCUAAGCACCCGGGCAGUCUGGAAGGCAUUCUACAAGCAAGGAAACAUCACCUUUAUUGAAUUUACUGACGACCAGCAUGGCCGCCCUAUGAAUAAGGGUCGCGUUCGAUUCACGUAUGGGCGAUGCUACAUGCUGGAUACCGAUGGUAUUGACAUGAAUUAUAGGCCUCCACCAUACCACAACUUUUGGAGUGAUGGCGUCUUCUAUGUGAAGCUUGAUUCUGGCCGCCCUGUGCCCAUUAAGAUAUCCCUAAAUACCGGCUUCAAAGAGGACGUAGUCCAAAACCUGGCUCGUUCAAACGUCUUUUAUCCUGAGAAGCUUGAGCUCCGUGCGUCCCAGCUUGCGGUAGGUAUCCUGCAAGAGGCGUCUACCAUUAAGCUUCUCAAAGGGUUCGCUCGGCUAGUAAGACUCCAAAUCAACGUUCAGGAACGGGCACUCUACAUAUGCUUUAAUGAGGAGCUCCCGGCGCUCAAUGCCUCAAAGAUAGAAGCUCCACUACUCAACCCCCAGAUAUCCUUUCGGUUGAAGAUCCCGUUCGGUCAGUUGAAUGAUGUGUGGGAGGUCCAUAAUCACCCUAGCUCUCAUGGCCUCAAGUCGGAGCUUUCUUUUAUCAUAAUUCUGGAUCACCCUGGCAUCUACCACCGCAAGUUAUCUGAUAUAACACCUACGUUCACUAAAAGUCUCACCUGGAAAGAAGUGGAUACCUGGAUACGGCAAACCCGCAUAUCUUAUGGUGCAUCACGGGAAGUUGACUUUCCGACCAAUCUACAGAUCUCGGGCGAUAUCAUGGAUAUUGGGCGGUGGAACGUCUUGAAGCUCACACUUGAGCCUAGCGAUCCCAACUUCAAGAGCCGGGGGGUCAUCAAAGAUAUUCUUCGAGAUCAUAACGUCCUGUUCCAAGAUGGGGCCCAUUUCCAGGAGACUCAGGGUACACUCAGACCGGUGUGGGGAUGUAUUGAUAGACAAGUGAAUCCAAAAUGGGGACAGCUGGGGGAUCUUGUCGAUGAGCACACGGUGUUACUGCCUUUCCCUGUUCGUUAUCAGCUUGAGGUUUGCGUCUCUCAUGGCUACCUAUCUGAAUUCAACAUGACUCGCGAAUUCAUCCUCAGACUGAUGGAGGAUGGGAAUGUCAAGGCUCAGCGAUUACUUGAGCACGUUGCAAUACACAAGCAAAAGUACCUUGACCCUAUGGAAAUAUUCAACAUCAAGGCUGGUAGGGGCGUUACUGGUUCGAGGAUACCGGAGUACUGCUGCUUCAUGCGGACUGCCAGGGUCACCCCCUCCACCAUCUACUUCAAUACCCCCACUGUUGAUACCUCGAAUCGCAUCACGAGAAGAUACAGUGAGUUUGUUAACCGUUUCCUUCGGGUUCGGUUCUCAGACGAAGUGUAUCUCGGGACAAUCAGGUCAACCAUCAGUCAGGUAGAUGACGAGGUCUACAGACGGGUCAAGGCAACCCUCACCAAAGGCAUCACUGUGGGAGACUGCCACUAUGAGUUCCUAGCUUUUGGUAACUCCCAGUUCCGUGAACAGGGCGCUUACUUUUUCGCAUCCCUUCCAAGCCUGUCUGCCGCAGACAUUCGAUCCUGGAUGGGCCAGUUCAAUCACAUCCGGAAUGUUGCAAGGUACACCUCCCGACUAGGUCAGUGCUUUUCUACCACCCGCUCUAUCGGGACCUACACUGUCCAGAUUGAGAAAAUUCCCGAUAUUGAGCGUAAUGGGUACAAUUUCUCCGAUGGUGUCGGUAAGAUCUCGAAGUUCCUGGCUCGGAUGACCAUGAACAGUCUGAAGCUCAAGACCCGGAAUGGCGAGCCCCCGUCAGCUUUUCAGUUCCGUCUUGGGGGAUGCAAAGGGAUGUUGGUCGUAUCUUCCGAUCCUCAGCCGAACAAGUUACACAUCCGACCUAGUCAGUACAAGUUUGAUUCCCCCCAUGGCAGUCUAGAAAUCAUUCGCUCAUCUUCGUACUCCAUGGCAACAUUGAAUCGCCAGUUGAUUCUGAUCCUCGCUGCUCUGGACAUCCCCAUGAAAGUGAUUCUUGCUAAGCAGGAUGAAAUGUUGCAGAGUUUUAAUGACGCCAUGACGGAUGACUUGCAGGCAAUCACUCUGCUUCAGAGAUUUGUAGAUCCAAACCAGACAACAUUGACAUUGGCAAACCUUAUACAAAAUGGGUUCCGGCAGGUCAAUGAGCCAUUCGUCAGCUCUAUGCUUUUCCUUUGGAAGGCUUGGCAUUUCAAGUCUCUAAAGGAAAAAGCAAAGAUCGUGGUCGAGAAAGGCGCCAGUCUCUUUGGUGUCUUGGAUGAAAGCGGCGUUUUGCAAGGCUGGUUUGAUACAAAGGUCAAGAGAGCAGAGAGAAUCGGUGCGAUGCACGCCGACAAACUAGCAGCGCUUCCCGAGGUAUUUGUCCAAAUAUCACCUCGGGAGAAGAACGGAGAGCCCAAAAUUAUCGAAGGGGUGUGCAUCCUUGCCCGCAAUCCAUCUCUUCACCCAGGGGAUAUCCGGGUGGUGCGCGCAGUGUAUGCGCCAAAACUGCGACAUCUCAUCGAUGUGAUUGUUUUCCCCCAGACUGGAGAUAGAGACCUUGCGAGCAUGUGUUCAGGGGGAGAUUUAGACGGAGACGACUACCUCAUCAUGUGGGAUCCGGACCUAAUUCCGGGGAGAUGGUUUAUGAAACCAAUGGUGGAUAACAACGAGAUAGCCCCUGAAUUAGACCGCGAUGUUACCGUUGAUGACAUGACGACGUUUUUCGUUACCUUCAUGAAGGAAAAUUGCCUCCCUAGAAUCGCGAAUGCCCACAUGGCCUGGGCGGACAGACUGGAAGGUGGCGUCUACGAGCAGAAGUGUAUUAAACUGGCAGGCAUGCACUCCGUAGCUGUCGAUUAUAAUAAAACCGGUCGACCUGCCAAGAUGACUUGGAAUCUUGAACCAUGGCGGUGGCCACAUUUCAUGGAAAGGGAUCCGCGGAAGAGUUACCAAUCCAAGAAGAUUCUAGGUCGACUCUACGAUGCAGUAGAGACCGUCCACUUCGUACCCAAUCUAUCCGUCCCAUUUGACUCUCGGAUUCUGGAAUCUGAUCUCGUCCCAGAGAGCGAGAAAUUCAUGGGAUUUGCGAUACGGUUGAAAGAUGAGUAUGACGCAGCGAUGCUGCAAAUCAUGGCACAGUUCGAGAUCAAGACCGAGUUCGAGGUCUGGUCUAAAUUUGUCCUGAAUCACAGUCGCAUCGUUCACGACUACAAGCUGCAUGAAGACCUGGGCCAUAUCACCGAGACUCUUCGGCAGGGUUUCCGUCAGCAGUGCUUCGACCACGUUGAUGGGCGCAGUCUCGAAGAUGUUGCUCCGCUGGUAAUUGCCAUGUAUCGUGUGACUCAUGAACUGGCAACUGAGGCACUGGCAAGAAGUCACAAGUCGGCCCUCUCUGACGACAAUGACCUCUCCCCUGAUGGACUUGCACCCGAUCCGAACACAAACGAGAAGCCAGACUUACCUCUCAUUAGCUUCCCAUGGAUCUUCCAUGAGUAUCUGGGCAAGAUUGCAUCAGGCCAGCUCAAGAAGGACAGACUCGAGACAUACCAGAAUGGAAAGAUCUCUGGCAAAAUCUACACCAACGCGGAAGUCGAAGAUAUGCUCCUUGACCCGGAGCAGGGAGGCAGUAAUAUUUCCAGUGCUCCCUUGGACAAGGUGAUCAAUGGUGGCGAGCAUGUUCUAGGUGAAGAUGAGGUCAAAGUGAAAGAAUCGCCCAUCGAAAUGCCCAGCAAGUGUUCACUCUCCCCCAAUAAAUCUUCCUCUGGCAGUCUCAUUGAUUCCAGUGAUCCUAUCGAGUCUUCACCCUCCAGCGCUAGUCUCUCAUCCUACAAUCUCAUCGAUGCCGUUGAUGGAGAAGUCUCUCUAAUGACUUUUGGCGAGGGUGAGAAGGACAACAGAUCAGAUGAAGUCAAGGCGGUUUCUCUGAGUAUUGAUAACGACAAGGACCAUAAUGGAACAGAUGAGCCCAAGACAUUUGCCCAGGAGGUCAACGAGGACGUAGAGGCUGACGAGGUCGAAAUCAAGGUUCAAGAAAUCGUGGAAGCGGACACCCCACAGUCCAUUUUGAAGCACCUUCUGGGUCUGGUUGGCAUUUGA
This is a messenger RNA of Penicillium atrosanguineum, 4239 nucleotides long. Its product is annotated as RNA dependent RNA polymerase. Gene Ontology annotation, cellular component: nuclear RNA-directed RNA polymerase complex. The record is from RefSeq and is a predicted model, not a curated record. Gene Ontology annotation, biological process: siRNA processing. The transcript is spliced from 4 exons. NCBI's taxonomy places the organism in Eukaryota, Fungi, Ascomycota, Eurotiomycetes, Eurotiales, Aspergillaceae. Gene Ontology annotation, molecular function: RNA-directed RNA polymerase activity. The coding region runs from base 1 to 4239 and encodes 1412 amino acids.